UAUCCCUUUUUUUGUCAGUUAUAUUUUGUAUUUAGUCCUGUGUAAUCAUAUUUACUCGAUUUAUUAGGAUCUGCCGCUGGGUUUAUAAAGAUUGCUUUGUCUUUUACAACAGAAUAUUUCUGAGGUCUUGAUGAGCAGCGUUGAAGGCAAGGACAUUUUGGCCAGUCUUAAGAAGAAUACUUUAUCUUUACAUCAGCGAAGAUGCAUGGUCAGAAUACUAGUUUCAAACCUCAUGAGUCACUUUGGAGAAAAGUAUGUAUGCAUUUGUCCGUAGUAAAAAUGAUUAAUCUGUCUGUACAGUACCAUGCACCGUGGGGUAAAUCACGCAAAAUUGGAAGUCUGUCAUUAAUUACUCAACCUCAUGUUGUCCAAAACCCCUUAGACUUUCGUUCAUCUUCGCAACAUAAUUAAAGUUUUUUUAUGAAAUACGAAAGUUUUCAGAGCAACUUACACUUGGAAGGCCCACAAAGGUAGGAAAAACGUCAUGAAAGUAGUCAAUGUUACUCCAUGGGUUCAACUGUAAUUUUUUGAAGGUAAUGCUUUUUGUGUGACAAAAACAACAAAUCUAUUCAACAUUUUCUUCACUUCCACUUUAAGAUUGUUUACAUUCAAAAUUUUCGCUCAUAAUAAGUGCAUCAUGAUGUUCUCGAGGACGAACGUGUGAAAAUGAGUUGGAGAUUGAAGCAGAAGUGAAAAUACUAUUUUAUAAUUUUUGAUAAUUGUCCCGUCACUUCAGAAAAUUACUGUUGAACUUGCCCUACUUCCAUGAUGUUUUUUCUACCUUUAUGGGCCAAAAGUGAAAGAUGCUUAGGCUGUCAAUGGGGUAACAUAAACCUCUUGGAUGUCAUUUAAAAUAUCUUUAGUUGUGUUGUGAGGAUGAACGAAAGUCUUAGGGCAUAGGAAAAACAUGAAGGUGAAUCAAUCACAGAUUUAUUUUUGGAUGAACUAUCCCAUUAAAGGUUGAUUGACAAUCAAAUUUAGCUACUGUGUUUAUAUGGCUAAUCUCUGUCUAAUGCUGGAAUUUUUUUAAUGUCUUAUUAAAUAAUCUCUGUAUAAAUAGACCUCCUGAAUUCUAUUUUUAUUAUUGUUUCUAGCCCAUCCUCUGAGAAAAAGAUGCGUCUCUCUGGUUGAGCAAUAUCCUUGUCUGAAGGACUCUCAGGGUAAAGGCCAUGAAGCAUGGUUCAGCCCAGGACGAAGCCAUCGUCCAGCAACUGGUUUCUUGGAGGAACGCUUGCGAAAUGUCAGGAAGCGAUCACGCCGUGAAACCAACACAAGCCGUGAGAAGAAUGAUUCUGAAGCCAUGAGCAGCAUUAGCAGAAACUUGUUCAUUCCAGAGCCAAGUACUUCACCUGACAGGGCAGUACAACUUGCAGAAUGGCUCAAAAAUAAUAUGUGGCCAGCUAACCAAGUUGCAGAGUACAUGAAAGAAACCGCUAUCCACAGGGCUCACUGGAUAAGAGCUAACGGGACAAAAUCUAUUGAGGAUAUAACUGUUGAAUUCCCUCGACUCCUGGAUACUCCAGGAAUGAUUUCACAAGACUUCGCUAUAUUAUUCCCCAACCAUGCGGAGAGACUUAGUCAAACUUGGAAAUUUAGUUUCAAAGACAAAAUCCUUCGAUUUGCCAGCCAGGAGAAAAAGGCUCAGGAGCUUCUCCACAAUAUUGACAGUUUGUCUCCAGAUGCCCAAAGUGACCUUGCACUCAGGCUGCUUCCUGUGAUACUGCCCACCCCUGUCUACAAAAACGGGAUGAAAAUGUUCAAACCAAGCUUGGAAGAAAAUAUCAAGGCUUUCAUUGAAUUCAAGCAUGUUGGGACCAACAUGGUUGAAUACUUAAAGAAGGCCGAGCUCACAAAACCCUUCCCCUUUGUCCUUGGUCUUGGGGAUGACAGUCAAUGCCAUCAAGCCUUUGUUGUUGUUGGCAAACAGGCACUCGAGCAAAACACACUCCUUAGUGCUGUGGACACAUGCUUUAAACUUUUUUAUGUUAUGGACAUCCAUUUCCCGAAGCAGUGCUCACCGGUGUGGGAGUUUUUCCAGACUGCUGUCUAUAAACUCCCAGGAACAGAAUCCCCUUCUGUGAGACUCCUCCGUGGAUUUUUGUCAUUUUAAGCAAUAGGAGCCACAACAACUGACCUUUUCUAAGAUGUUAUUUGAGUUUAUAGGUGGAGGAACGUUUUUGACUAUAACCCUUUCUAAAAUGUUAUGAGAGUUUAUAUGAACAGGAGAGUUUCUAGACUAAAUCCUCCUCAUAAAACCCUCUGUAAAAUGUUAUGUGAGUUUAUAUGUAUUAAUGUAAUUUAAUGAUGUUAUUUAUUGAGAUGUUAUUUAUUGUGAUUUUAUUUAUAUAUCAGAAACUUAAUUAAAAUGUUUUAUGCUAUUUUAUUGUACAUGAAAUCCUUGGCUUGCAAUGUUAUUCCUUAUUAAAAAUAUAUAUUUUUACUGUU
This is a messenger RNA of Triplophysa dalaica, 2445 nucleotides long. RefSeq lists its product as uncharacterized. The coding region runs from base 1301 to 2110 and encodes 269 amino acids. The record is from RefSeq and is a predicted model, not a curated record. NCBI's taxonomy places the organism in Eukaryota, Metazoa, Chordata, Actinopteri, Cypriniformes, Nemacheilidae. The transcript is spliced from 6 exons.